Hansenula anomala is the source of this 1641-nucleotide messenger RNA. RefSeq lists its product as uncharacterized. Gene Ontology annotation, biological process: dipeptide transport; transmembrane transport; tripeptide transport. The record is from RefSeq and is a predicted model, not a curated record. NCBI's taxonomy places the organism in Eukaryota, Fungi, Ascomycota, Saccharomycetes, Phaffomycetales, Wickerhamomycetaceae. Gene Ontology annotation, molecular function: allantoate transmembrane transporter activity; dipeptide transmembrane transporter activity. The transcript has a single exon. The coding region runs from base 50 to 1606 and encodes 518 amino acids. Gene Ontology annotation, cellular component: plasma membrane.
CACAUUUAACUCUCUAUCGCCAAUAGUCUUGUCUCAACAACCAAAGACAAUGACACAUAAGUUGGAAGAAAAAGUUGAUGAAAAAUCUUUAAACAGUGGUGAAGUUCAAGAGGUUUCCGAUACACCAGCUGGAGCUGAUAUUGCCCUGGAAAUAGCAGCUAAGCAUCAGGGUGUUGAAAUAACUCCAAGUGAAGAGAAGAAACUGUUGAGAAAGAUUGAUAGACAUUUGAUGCCGUUUUUGGUUCUUUCAUAUUUUUUACAAUUUUUGGAUAAAAGUGCACUUUCUCAAAGUUCAGUAUUUGGUUUGGAUAAAGAUUUGAACCUACAUGGUCAACAAUACUCUUGGUGUGGAUCUAUCUUUUAUUUCUCUUAUUUGAUUGGACAACCAUUUGCUAGUUAUAUGUGCCAAAGGUUCUCAAUUUCAAAAUACGUUGGUGGCUCAUUAGUUUUAUGGUCAAUCAUUUUGAUAUGUACUGUUGCAACCAAGAACUUUGCAGGUUUAGCUAUUAUAAGAUUCUUUUUGGGUUUAUUUGAAGCAGCAGUUUCUCCUUCAUGGGUUUUGCUCACAGGGUCUUGGUACACAAAGAAGGAACAACCUGUCAGAGUCGCCUAUUGGUACUGUGGAAAUGCUUUGGGUGUUUUUCUUGGUAGUAUUAUAGCUUAUGGUUUAGGACAUAUUGUAUCUUCAAUCCCAUCUUGGAAAUGGUUUUACAUCAUUUAUGGAUUAUUGACGUUUUUUUGGGGUAUUGCCGUUUUUUUCUUUCUUCCUGAUUCAAUUCCAAAUGCCAAAUUUUUGAAUGAUAGAGAAAAAUAUAUUGCGGUGGAAAGAAUUAGAAGAAAUAAAACUGGAGUUAAAAAUGAAACUUUCAAGGUUGAUCAAGUUAAAGAAGCUUUAUUGGAUUUCCAAAUUAUAAUGCUAGCCAUAAUUGAGUUUGUUGGCUGUUUAUCAGCAUCAGGUAUAAGCGUUUUCGGUACUUUAAUUAUAAAAUCUUUUGGCUUUUCGUCAUUAAACACUGUCCUGCUUCAAUCUGUUUCUGGUAUUAUUCAGGGUAUAACUUUGUUGGUUGGGGGUUGGAUUGUGGCCACUGUUCCUGAUUCUGCUUUAUGGACACAGUCUGUGUUCAUGAUCCCAUGUUUAAUUGGAACAUGUAUUGUUAAAUACUUGCCCAACCAUCCAAACUCCAAACGUGCUGGAAGACUAGUUGCUUUUUGGAUUCAAUACUCAAACACAGUCUCAGAUAUUGGUAUCUUCACAUUGAUGACCCGUAGCUACUCCGGUUAUACAAAAAGAACUACUGCUAAUGCUAUUGUUUUCAUUGCGUAUUGUGUUGGUAUGAUUGCUGGGCCUCAAUUUUUUGUCUCUUCUCAAGCACCAAAACAUCCAGAUGAAACAGGUUAUGAUGAAGGUUUUAGAAUGAUGAUUGUAUGUUGGAUUUUGCUAAUGAUCUUACCAAUGAUCUUAAGAUUUUACUAUCAAUGGGUAAACAAGAAAAGGGAUGCCAGUGAUGCCAAAGACUUAGCAGAGGGAAAAGAGAUAUAUGUUGAGAAUGAAGAGUUUAUGGAUCUUACAGACAAACAACAACGAGGCUUUAGAUACUCUUUAUAAGAUCCGAUGACAAAGACUUAACGUAAUCGAGGGGG